CGGCGCCCGGGACACACCGUUCUGACCGUAUAAGCUUACUUUUUUUUGGCUGUUCUGACAAAACAGAAAAAUGUCGGAGACUGCUCCAGUUGCUCCAGUCUCUCCUGCACCUGCAGAAAAAACACCUGUCAAGAAAAAGGCGAAAAAAGCGGGUGUAGCUGCUGGAAAGCGCAAAGCGUCCGGGCCUCCGGUGUCGGAGCUCAUCACCAAGGCUGUCGCCGCUUCCAAGGAGCGCAAUGGUGUGUCUUUGGCUGCGCUCAAGAAGGCGCUGGCGGCCGCCGGCUACGACGUGGAGAAGAACAACAGCCGCAUCAAGUUGGGUCUUAAGAGCUUAGUAAGUAAGGGCACUCUGGUGCAGACCAAGGGCACCGGUGCCUCGGGCUCUUUUAAGCUUAACAAGAAGGCGGCCACUGGGGAAGCCAAGCCCAAGGCUAAGAAGGCGGGUGCGGCCAAGCCUAAGAAGGCUGCUGGGGCAGCUAAGAAACCCAAGAAGGCGACGGGCGCGGCCACCCCGAAAAAAAGCGCUAAGAAGACCCCCAAGAAAGUGAAGAAGCCAGUGGCGGCUGCUGGAGCCAAGAAAGUGGCCAAAAGCCCCAAAAAGGCAAAGACGGCCAAACCUAAGAAGGCGGCUAAGAGUCCUGCAAAGGCCAAAACCCCUAAGCCCAAGGUAGCCAAGGCUAAAGCUGCCAAACCCAAGGCUACAAAGACGAAGAAGGCGGUCUCCAAGAAGAAGUAAAGUUGGAGCGGCAAUCCUUGCUUUGAAAAUCUCAAAAGGCUCUUUUCAGAGCCACCCACUAAUUCAGGUAAAAGAGCUUAACCAAGUAUGCCUAGCCAAACAAACCACCAUAAGACAUAAAAAUUUUGAAAUUUGGCGCCAUCGUGUGAUUGGCCGGCUCAGAUUUAGAGCGUCAGGAUGCGCGCGCACUGUUGGGUAUACAGAACAGCUCUGAUGGUCACAGUCCCCUAGUGAGGUUAGUGGCUCUUAAAAGCCUUUAGCUUACAUGGACAAGGGUGAUUGAUGGUAGUCUUAACCCUCCUUUGCCCUUGGCCUUGUGGGUCUCAGUCUUUCUGGGCAGGACGCCGCCCUGAGCAACGGUGACUGCUCAGCAGCUUGUUGAGCUCCUCAUCAUUACGAAUGGCCAGCUGCAGGUGGCGCGGGAUGACGCGGGUCUUGUUUUCGCAGACGGCAUUGCCCGCCGGCUCCAGGAUCUCGGCCGUCAGGUACUCUAGCACCGCCGCCAGAGUAUGAAAUGUCCCAGGUCAGCUAAUAUCUUCAAGGUCUGAAUAGCACAAAACAGAAAUGAAAUGGGACCCUAAUUUUUCAGCGGAGCACAAUUGAGACUGUCUAAAAAUAAACUAGAAGCUGCUGACAAGACAGAAGGAUACAAAAACUCCUAUGUUCAGCUCCUCCCAAGGCCUUGCCUCUCAGAACAAAAGCGAAAUUCCUUUCAGUGGCCAGAAGCCCCUACAUGAUCUGGCUCCCAACUCUCUACCUCCAUCUCCUCCUAAUGUGCCCCACCCACCGGGUACAGCCACCCUGGCAUCUCAACACCCCUCCUCCUCUUUCCACAGACUGCUUCCUCACCUUUCAGCUCUUUGCUGAAAGAACAAUCUUAGCACCGUCUUCACUGGUCACCUCAAAAUUUCAACUCCCCAUGACACGCCAUAUUCUUGCUUUAUUGUUCUUCUCACCAUCUAAUGUGAAGGAAAAGCCCAGUUGGGCUAACAAGCUAAGUCACAAAUCUAAGUGUAACAAGUAUUGGAUUACUGACCUGAGUUCUGCUGGGCUAACUUGUAAAUCUAAAUUAAUAAGUGUCGGUUUGCUGAUUCCCUGUUCAUGUUUUUGCUAGCCAGCUGGAUUUUCAAAGAAACAUAUCUGGCCUUAAAAUGUUGGUUUGCUGCCUCACUGCCUCUACUUUUGUGAUGAUGAUGCUGCUAAAGCUGUUCCAUGCCUAUUGGCCGAAUACCCCAAGCUUGUACUUAACCCUAUAAAACCUCAUGCGCACGUCUUGGAGGUGCUCAGGGCUUAGGAGCAGAAGCCCCUCUGAGCCUGCCGGCAUAAUAAAUCUAAGUACUCCAA
Molecule: messenger RNA, 2080 nt
Organism: Camelus dromedarius (Arabian camel)
Lineage: Eukaryota; Metazoa; Chordata; Mammalia; Artiodactyla; Camelidae
Product: histone H1.3
Exons: 2
Coding region: 71-736 (221 amino acids)
Biological process (GO): chromosome condensation; negative regulation of DNA recombination; nucleosome assembly
Cellular component (GO): nucleus; nucleosome; euchromatin
Molecular function (GO): double-stranded DNA binding; nucleosomal DNA binding; structural constituent of chromatin
Source: RefSeq, a predicted model, not a curated record